UCGCACCAAGACAAAUCGAGUCAGUUUUGCUAUUAAAAAUGGUGUCUGCGAUAUCAAUAACAGCCCUGCUUAUAUUGGGGUUGGGAGUGCUAAUGUUCACGAAGGUUAGACCCUUACUGGAAGUUCCUCCAAUACCAAAAAUCGAAGAAACCUGGUGGGGACCAGGUCAACCAGGAAAAAGUGUCGACACCAGUAUCAGACCUUUCAAAAUCAAUGUACCAGAUGAGGUUAUUCGUGAUCUGCAUAGACGACUAGAUUCCACCCUACCCUUCCAACCCCCACUCGAAGGGUCAAAACAGCACUAUGGCAUGAACACCGACCUUCUCAAAAACAUCACCGAAUUUUGGAAAACCAAAUACGACUGGAGAGAACGAGAAACCUUCCUCAAUCGGUACCCACAGUUCAAAGUCAACGUUCAAGGUUUAAACAUUCACUAUAUCCAUGUGAAACCUGCGCCUGAGCAAACCAGUAAAGGAGUGAGAGUACUACCCCUUUUGCUCCUGCACGGUUGGCCGGAGUCUGUCAGCCAGUUUAACGAAAUCAUUCCUCUCCUUACAACUGCCCAAAAGGGCAAAGACUUUGUUUUCGAGGUCAUAGCCCCUUCUUUGCCUGGUUUCGGAUUCUCCGAUGCAGCCAUCAGACCAGGCCUGGGGGCCAUACAAAUGGCAAUUGUGAUGAAGAAUUUGAUGGAAAGAAUAGGGAUCAACAGAUACUACGUUCAAGGUGGUGAUUGGGGAGGAGCCAUAGUACGAGCUAUGGCGGUUUUGCAUUCAGACAAGCUCCUGGGGGUACAUUCGAGCAUGUGCUUCUCUAACUCGCCACUGUCAUAUUUGAAACUUCUUGUCUACAGUUUUUACCCCUCUUGGAUUGUGGACAAGGGGCACGAAGAUUUGGUGUACCCUCUGACCGACUUGUUGAUGAGAUCGCUUCUGGAAACGGGGUAUAUGCAUAUACAAAUUACCAAACCAGACACAGUGGGAGUGGCUUUGCGUGAGAGUCCAGUUGGGUUGGCAGCUUACAUUUUGGAAAAAUUCACCACUUUGACUAACCCAUCCUGGAAAGACUUGGAAGAUGGCGGUCUUCAUAAAAAAUUCACCAUCACCAAGCUCUUGGACAACAUCAUGAUAUACUGGGUGACCAGAUCCAUAACGACGUCUAUGAGGCUGUACUCGGAAACGUUCAAUAAAACCCAUAUGAGCAUGAAACUCGAUAGAAUUCCGAUUACAAAAGUACCAACUGGUUGCGCCAGAUUUCGCCACGAUCUGUGGUACAUGCCGGAAACCAUUUUGAGAGACAAGUACGCCAAUAUGGUGCACCUCAGGGACUACGAUGCCGGCCAUUUUGCUGCGUUUGAAGUCCCAGAUACUUUGUCACGUGACGUUUUCGAUUUCGUAGAGACAGUUGAAGAACUUAAUAGGGCUUAAAAACGAUGAUGCGUGUUUUUGUAAUAAAUAUACUUGUAUUUUGAU
Phaedon cochleariae (mustard beetle) is the source of this 1469-nucleotide messenger RNA. NCBI's taxonomy places the organism in Eukaryota, Metazoa, Arthropoda, Insecta, Coleoptera, Chrysomelidae. The record is from the annotation of a GenBank genome assembly.